GUCCAGGAAGUUCAAAAUGGCGAUGGACGGAAUGAUGUCCACGUCUUCGGCUCUGUCUUACCACAAUGCCGGGGACUUCUACCCCAGAAAGUUCGGCCCGAAGCCGGACGUGGUUCCGUCCGGGGUGACGGAGCGGAAGGUGGGUCCGCUGGACAAGCCGGACAUGGUGUCGGUGGAUGUCAUCAACAUCAAGGAUGCAGACGUCCCGAUGCACAGGAAGAAGCAUGAACACGACACCUACGUCUUGGGCACCAUUCAUCCCUUCAGGAAGACGCACAGAUCCAUCUUUGGGAAACUCCUACAAGAAUUCAGACUGGUCGCCUCAGACAGACGGUCGUGGAGGAUCCUGCUGUUCGGGACUCUGAACCUGCUGUGUACCGGCUGUCUGCUGAUGUGGUGCAGCUCCACCAACAGCAUGGCCUUAACUGCCUACACAUACCUCACCAUCUUCGACCUGUUCAGUUUGAUCACCUGUCUCAUCAGCUCCUGGGUGACCAUGAAGAAACCCAGUCAGGUCUACUCGUUCGGGUUUGAACGAUUGGAGGUUUUGGCGGUUUUCGCCUCCACUGUUCUCGUCCAACUCGGAGCUUUGUUCAUCCUCAAGGAAAGUGUGGAGCGCUUCAUGGAGCAGCCUGAGGUCCAUACUGGUCGUCUGCUGGUUGGGACGUUCGUCGCUCUUUUCUUCAAUCUGCUGACUUUACUGUCCGUCAGGAACAAGCCCUUCGCCUUCGUCUCAGAAGCCGCCAGCAGCAGUUGGCUUCAGGAGCACGUAGCAGAUCUGAGUCGAAGUUUGUGUGGCAUCAUUCCAGGUCUCAGCAGUGUGUUGUUACCUCGCAUGAACCCGUUCGUCCUGAUCAACGUGGCAGGAGCUCUGUCGCUCUGCAUCACCUACAUGCUCAUAGAAAUCAAUAACUACAACGCAGUGGACACAGCGUCGGCGGUCGCCAUCGCUCUCAUGACCUUCGGCACCAUGUAUCCCAUGAGCGUCUACAGCGGCAAAGUCCUGCUGCAGACCACGCCCUCCCACAUCAUCGGCCAGCUGGACAAACUGCUCAGAGAGGUGUCGACUUUGGACGGAGUGCUGGAGGUUCGCAACGAGCACUUCUGGACUGUUGGUUUUGGAUCUCUGGCCGGUUCUGCUCACGUUCGUAUCCGGCGUGACGCCAACGAGCAGCUGGUUCUGGCUCACGUCACCAACCGGCUGCUGCCUCUCGUCUCCACGCUGACGGUCCAGAUCUUUAAAGACGACUGGACCCGGCCUCUCCUCACCGGCGCCCUCACCUCCUCCUCCCCGGCUGCUCCUCUGGGUUCUGCUGAAGGCUACUCCUCCCUGUCCUCCUCCCUGCCUCCUCUGCUGCUGUCCCCCGGAUCAGAACUCGACCCGCUGACCUCCACUCCCUCCAAGCUCAGCAGCCCUCCUCCAGAGUUCUCCUUUGACACUCCGGGCCGGAAUGUGCAGCCGAUGGUCCUGCCGGCUCCGGGUCACCAGGCCCAGAGGCCCUAUGGAGGCUUGGGACUCGCCUACGGAGCGCCUCCCUACGCGGGGAUGCUGGGUCAGGGCCUGGCGCGGCCCGGCGGCGGGCUGGGACUCGGUGUUCAGGGCCUGGGCGCCGGGUUUGGACUGGGGAUGGCGGGAAGCUCGGUGCCUUCCUCUCAGAGCUACAGAACUGCCUUCAGCGGGUCGACGGCGCCGCUCCGGUUUGGAACCAGCAACCUUCUGGCUCCACAGUCACAGUACAGACAGUACCGACCCUGACCGGACCGAACCGGACCAGAACUGCUUCACUGCUUUCAAAUACUUGAACGAAAACAUGAGCGGAUCAGUUUUAUCCACGAAGGUCAAGUUUGUCGAGUCCUCGGUUCAGAUAUUUGAAAGAUUUACGUCGUGUUUGGGUCGAGCGGCUGCAACGUUUACUUCAGGUUCUGGAGUAAAAUCUUGUAGUUUGAUGUUAGAAGACAGAGUCGUGUAUUUAUUUUUGCUGCCAGUGGGACCAAAACGGUUGAAUUUAUUAUCUUUGAGUCUUUUUCUUUUUUUUUAAAUCAAGAAUUUGGGAAACAUCGUAAUGAAGAAGAAAGCUGUUUGCUCGCAUUUGUUUUACUUUUUUCUGCUUGUUUUGACAUAAAACUAUAAUUCAAUCAAAAUCCAACUGUAUGUUUUAAAUUUUAAGCAUUAACAGCAGCCAGCGGUGAGAUCUUACAGCACACGCAUUAAAUAAAGGCGAAAAAAGAAAGAAUAAUCUUUAUCGGACCAAGUUCAAGGAAGAAAUGUUGACAACAGGAAGGCUCCCAGAAGACAGAACAUUAUUGAUUUUUUUUGAAAUUCCAGGUCUUUCGACUGUAAAAGCUUUUUGUUUAAAACCAAAGCAAAAAGUUAUUUUUGCAUUUCCAGUCUGCACAAUCUGUUUAUUUCCCAUUUGGGAUAAAAUAUGUUCUUAUGUUUGUCCAGAAUUAAAACUUUUUGUGGGUUUUUCAGGGUCGAUGCUGAUUAUUAGUAAUCAAGGAGAGUAAAAUCCUGCAGUUUCUCACUUCAAAACAACCCGAAAAGAAAGCUGCAGUUAAAACAUUCCACAUUUCAGCUCCUUGAGAGCUCAAACUGAGGAUUAUUUGGGUCAUUUGCGAGUCAUUUUUUCAUUGAAUGGUUUGGGAUUUGGUAUAUCAUAUUUCAGAAAGUUGAAUUCUUUAAAUGCCUCGUUUUAUAUGACCGAUUAAACUUGUCUGACAAAUAUUACAGUCCUGUACAACUACAUUGCAUUCUCAUUUAAAGAUAAAUGUGUUUUUUCCUCAAAAAAGUAUAAAGUUGAAGAGAACAGGUUUUGCAUCCUGUGUGGGAUAAUAUUUGUUACAUAAAACAACCUCUUCUGGUAAAAAUUAAGUUUUUAUCUUGUUAUAAUGACCUUAAAGGUGUUUUUUUAUUUGGUAGAAGAUGCAUCGGAAGCCAAAUAUGCCAUAAAUUCUUUGUUUUUGCCUCUAAAAACUCCAAAAUUCAAUCUCAGAAAUACAGAUUUAGACUUCAGGAGUUUCAUAUGUGAUACAUGGAGGUUUCUGUAUCAUUAUUAUUCUUCAGAAUUGUUCUUAGGAUUUGAUUUGAGUGACUCUAAUAUUGCAGUAUCCGUUUGUGUAGCUAUAGAGUAGUUUUAUAGUGUUUGAGUUGAAAUUUUAUCUAUUUUUGUGGAAAAAGCUUCUAAAUAUUCUCAUAAAACUUUAAAGCACAGAGAUAAGUCUUGUAGAAGUUUAAUUAAUGACCAGAGAUGAGCUUUUAAUUUAACUUUCACUUGUUUGUUGGUUCUAUUUUGGAAAAUAAUAUGUUUUUUGGUUACAAUAUGAUCCUUUGGUAACUUGUUUAAAGCUUUUCUACCAUUUUCUAGGCUUCCAGGUGGACCCACUACACACUUGUUGAUUAGAAAUGUGACAAAUAAAUAGCAGAAAAUACACGCAAAACCUAACUGAGAAUGCAGUUUAGUAGUAUAGGACUAGACCAACAAUCCAAAACAGAUUUAUUAUCAUUUAAAACAGACAUUUUGAAUAAUUCAUCAGAUUUGUUGCUGUUCUCCAGCUCUGCAGACUCCUUAUUUUGUUUUAUUCCACCUUAAAUAUUCAGUGAAGACCUUAAGUUAAGGAGGUAAAGAUUGAAGCUGUUGUGAUUUUUAUUAAACUCUUUGUACUCUGCUGGUAAUGUUUGGCUGUGAUGUUGACGAGUAAAUGGAGAUGUUCUUUUUUUCCCGUUUUUAUGUUUUAUUUUUUAAUCUGAACUCGGGCUGAGUGUCACAGAACAGAAGCUCCUUGGUGUUUUAUUUCAGACAGGUCAACGGUUUUUGGUGCCUUUCAGAAAUGUUAAUUAAAUCAAGUUAUAUAUACCACGCACAGCUUUUUCCUCACAGAGAGACGACUGUUGGUGACACUCAGCCUCAAUAAAUCAAACUUCAUGUCUUUAAAAGGAACCACUGGGCCUCGGUCAUUAAAAACAAGUCAUGAAAGUUGUUUUCCUCAUCA
Molecule: messenger RNA, 3990 nt
Organism: Amphiprion ocellaris (clown anemonefish)
Lineage: Eukaryota; Metazoa; Chordata; Actinopteri; Pomacentridae
Gene: slc30a6
Product: solute carrier family 30 member 6
Exons: 15
Coding region: 17-1756 (579 amino acids)
Biological process (GO): transmembrane transport; monoatomic cation transport
Cellular component (GO): membrane
Molecular function (GO): monoatomic cation transmembrane transporter activity
Source: RefSeq, a predicted model, not a curated record